Messenger RNA from Lepisosteus oculatus (spotted gar), 1694 nucleotides. RefSeq names its product procathepsin L-like. Gene Ontology annotation, cellular component: lysosome. Gene Ontology annotation, biological process: positive regulation of apoptotic signaling pathway; positive regulation of peptidase activity; immune response. The record is from RefSeq and is a predicted model, not a curated record. Gene Ontology annotation, molecular function: cysteine-type endopeptidase activator activity involved in apoptotic process; cysteine-type endopeptidase activity. Lineage: Eukaryota; Metazoa; Chordata; Actinopteri; Semionotiformes; Lepisosteidae.
CCUUGUCUAUAAAAGCAGCCUGUGUGAGACUCUGGUUUGUGUCUGGUCUUCGGUCCAGUGUGUCUGACACAGAAACAGACACAGAAGGCAGGUGCCUGAUCUCUGGGGCAGACUGAGACGAAGAUGGCCGCUCUGGUCCUGCUGGUGCUCUUUGGGACAGCAAUGUCCUCCAUGCAGCCUCAAGACCCUGAACUAAACAGCGCUUGGAACGCCUGGAAGAAUUCACAUGCGAGACAAUAUAGAGAGGAUGAGGAAGGCUAUAGGAGGAAGGUCUGGGAGGACAACCUGCGUUUCAUCGAGCAGCACAACCUGGAACACUCCCAGGGCAAUCACAGCUACACGCUGGGCAUGAAUCACUUCGGGGAUCUGACCCAGCAGGAGUUCAAUGAGCUGAUGACAGGAUUUAGUCCUGAUGAGUCCCUGGAGAACACUCCUGUCUCCAACUGGACAAUAAGCCUCAGAAGAUCCCCAAGGGAGGUUGACUGGCGCAAUAAAGGAUAUGUUACCAAAGUCAAGAACCAGGGAGCCUGUGGGUCCUGCUGGGCCUUCUCUGCCGUAGGAGCUCUGGAGGGUCAGCACUUCAGGAAGACGGGCAAAUUGGUGUCCCUGAGUGAGCAGAACCUGGUGGACUGUACCAAGAACAUAAAGUACAUUAACUUUGGCUGCAGAGGAGGGCUCAUGGACAGAGCUUUUAAAUACAUCAAGGACAACAAGGGGAUUGCCUCUGACAAGAGCUACCCUUACACUGCCAAGGAUAAUGGAGGAUGCCGAUAUAAGCCAGGCCAGAAGGCUGCCAGCUGCAGAGGUUUCAAAUGGGUUCCUCGUAAGAAUGAGAAAGCUCUCAGAGAUGCGGUGGCUGUCGUUGGGCCUAUAUCUGUUGCCCUCGAUGCCGGUCGGAGGACCUUCCAGUUCUACCGUUCUGGAAUUUACUAUGAUAGAAAGUGCUCCAAAACUAUAAACCAUGCAGUCGUGGCAGUGGGAUAUGGUGUCUCUUUGUUCAAAUCUGCAUACAGACGCCCCACCGAAUUCUGGAUUUUGAAGAACAGCUGGGGUCGCCAGUGGGGUGACAAAGGAUACAUACGGCUGGCCAGGAACUACGGAAACCACUGUGGAAUAGCCAACUAUGCAGUGUACCCCAUUGUGUGAGACCUCUGUCCACAACUGCUGCCCAAGAAACUAAAAUUCAGAUCCAAGGGUGACGAAGAAACAAGAUCACUUUAUGCCAUUCCACAACGCUACACAGAAAUGUUUGUAUUAAGGUUUUGCCUUGCAGGUCAUGCGAUAUGUAAUGCAAAAAACAUUUUUAAAGAAGAUGUGAUCUAAAGGUUAUUUGUCAGAUUUGGCAUUGGCCUUUUUCUUGAAGAAGUUAUGUUUACAGUAUUACUGAAACAUUAUUUCAGAUUUAACAUUCAUUUAAAUUCCAUCCUUCCUGUAUUUUAGUUUCAUGCAAACAUAGCUUUAAGAGCCCAAUAAUGAUCAGUGCCAUUGCUUUCUUUUCUGUUACUAUAUUAUCCAGCAGUGAAUUCUUCAGCUAUUAUUUUCAGCAAUAAACCGAACAUCUCACCAUCCUUAAUGUACUCCAAGUACACAGUAAAUGAAACCAUGAUGUCAAACAUUUGUAAACCUGGUAUUAUGGUUAUUAUGGUUCUGGUGCUGUUUUUGCAAUAAAAUUUAUAGCAAAGCAUCUUGUUUUA